CCUUCUCCAUGACGCCUGCAGCGGAAGCCACCAGCGAGCCCAGCGAGGUAAACAUGGUGCCGUGCACCUAUGGAAGCUCGUCUUUUCAGGUCACCGGAUGCUCUGGAUCAAGCAGAGCCUCCGCGGUCUUCCCCUUGUCCCUCUCUAUUUCGGCAGCUGCGAAGAUGCUUGCGACCGAGGUAGCAACGGAAAGCACUGCGCGGGUCACAGGCUACACCACAGGCCUCACGUGGGAGGCCGGCGCCUCGUCGAUCCGUUUCCAACUCAGCAGCUUUUCGUCGGGGAAUGUGGCAGUGCUGCUGCAGUCGAAACGUGGCUGGCUGCCAGGCUUGGGAAAUGCCAAGCCCUUGGAUGGCCAGUGCGGCCUCGAAGUGGUGGUCCUGGCGCGUCCGGACCGGGCGUUCACGGCGCUGACGUAUCUGCCGGACGCCAUUCUGCAGCAGCUGUGGCCCGUGGAGACCAUGCUGCGGGUGAAGGUCCUAAGUCCUGCACCACUGAUGAAGCCAUUGAGCGAUUGUCCUGGGCAAUGGCUCCGGGAUCGCCUUCUCCACCUCUGCGACCGCCUCAACGGCGGUGACGGUGCGGACGCGGCCGCCUCCGCGGCCGCCUCCGCCGCGCUGCGCGCGCAGUUGCGCGCGGCGGGGCUCCGGGUGGAGGGCGUGGAGGAGACGGUAAGACAUGCGGAUCGAGGCCGGCGCGUGUCCCAAGAAGAGUUGGGAUAUUGGCAGGAAGAGGCCGACAAAGGACAUCGCUGUGCUGGAAGUAUGGAAGGCGAUGCCGAGAUGGGUUCUCAAAGGCGAGACGUACCUGACGACAUCAUUGCGUCCAUGCUGUGA
Messenger RNA from Cladocopium goreaui, 836 nucleotides. The record is from the annotation of a GenBank genome assembly. NCBI's taxonomy places the organism in Eukaryota, Dinophyceae, Suessiales, Symbiodiniaceae.